UUUUUUACAGCUUUUUUCACAGCAAUGUUUGAGGACGCUACAUUUUCAGAGUUUUGGACGACUUGGCCAGGUACGUCAUUUGAAUUCUUCAAUUUGCUUUUUCUUUCACUCUCACUCACUCCCACUCGACUUUAAGCAACAAAGGAAGACGCAGCGGAGGGAAUUCCAAUUCGCGCAAAGAAAUUUGAACUGCGCGCUUGCCUUUGUACAAAGAGACGCACCAUACUCUUUUCUACGGGAAAAUGAUUUUUUUCGUGUUACAUCUCAGCGCUAAUAAUUUCCUGUUUCUUUGCGGAGUCUUUAUAGCCGGUUUAUUAUCAAUGUCCCGAGGAGGAACUGCAAGAAAUCGAAAGAAUCUGUUUCCAGAUUGAGCAGGCGCACUGGUUCUACGAGGAUUUUGUUCGCGAAAAGAACCGCUCAAUGCCCUCCAUGUCGCUAAAGACCUUGCUGCACGCAUGUUCAAACACUGUCCGCUACUUUCACAAUGGGCCCACGACGCAGAAGCAGCCUACCAGACAUUCCUCGACUACAAGUUCAAAGUGCCCGUAUGCGGUGCAAUCAUUCUGAACCCAGAGCUAGACAAAGUGCUCUUGGUCAAGGGGUGGAGCUCGCGGUCGAGCUGGGGCUUUCCGCGCGGCAAAAUCAACAAGGACGAACCCGAAUGGCAAUGCGCACAGCGCGAGGUCAUUGAGGAGACGGGUUCGACAUUUUGCCGUUUUUGGAUUGAGCUCAUGCAGGCGGACCAAAAAAUAUCUCUGUACAUUAUCACCGGAAUCCCAGAAGAAACCGAGUUUCUCCCGAUGGUGCGCAAGGAAAUCAGUCAGAUUCUGUGGCACAACAUCGCCGACCUGCCCUGCAAUAGCCGUCAGGAUCGCGGCCCGACAAACUGCGCUGCGGGCAAUAUGCCGAUCGCCAAUGGGGUGCCCUCGGGGUCAAAGGGCGGUGCCGAGAAGGAGCACCGGUAUUAUUUGAUCAAGCCGUUUGCCAAGCGGAUCAAGGCGUGGGUGGCCAAGCACCCAGAAAAGAUUGGAAAACCGGCGGUUGUCGUCAACAAAAGGGCCAGCCGCCAGCUUCUGCCGCCUCCAGAACACUGCGCCCCCCAGUGCCGUUGCCCCCGCCCGGCUACCACCGCCAGUCCCGCGCUUUUCGGCGGAUCAGGUGCCAUGUCCGUACAGGAGCUGUUCAAAACCGUCGGUCGGGCGAGAUCGCCCGCAAGCAGCAGCCCGCUGAGCCAAACGCCUGCGCACCAGCAGCAUCAAUACCAGAUGUCGCCCAUGUUCGGAUCGCCCUCGCCUGUGCCCCACGUGAUGGGGGCACCCGAGAACAAGGCCGCAUCCCUGCUCCAAACCUUGAUGGGAUCUGGUGGCAGAGCAUCGCCAGCGCCAGUGCUAGCCAAUGCCAAUGGCGAUUAUGUCCAGGGUGGCGACAGCAGCAAGUUUGCGGCGCUGUCGAAUCUGAUGCGUCAGACCGGCAUUUCAUCUACCCCGUCGCCGCAGCAGGCGGCUGCUGGAGGAGGAGGAUUUGUAAACUCGACGCCGCUCAGAGAAUUCAUGUUUGACACCCGGACUAUCAUGAACGAGUAUUACGCGGGCAACUGAAGCGGGGUUAGAAUAAUACCACUACCACAACAAAGAGUGCAGUUCGCCCAUGCAUCUCUCGAAGCAGAGCUCUUUACAAUACGAAUCGGCCAAGGCCAAUAGCUCUUCCUUUUUUAUUCCUAGUUGGUACCGUUAUGUUUGUGUCCUUAUACAAUUUAGAUUGUCCCUUCUCCCAAGCUUCCUACAGUAUAAUUCGGCCACAUUUUUACUUUAAUUUUGGAUUAUCCAAAAAUGAAAUCGGAAUUGGCUGCAGAUGUUUCUGUAGAAAAAGGCAGGGUUUUCUAACCUUGGAUAACAUGCCAGAAUGAAGUGCAGCAAAGUUCCACCAUGCCAAAAUGUCUAUGGCUGACAAAUUAUUUGGCCAUCAGCAACAAAGACAAUAACACGCAUCGCUAUACAUAUAUAUAUCUAUCUAUAUGAUGUACAUAGUUAUCUCAAAAGAAAGCCUCGCGCAUUGUAAGAACAUAAUAAAGCAGAAAUCCGCG
Messenger RNA from Kickxella alabastrina, 2083 nucleotides. RefSeq lists its product as uncharacterized. Gene Ontology annotation, molecular function: 5'-(N(7)-methylguanosine 5'-triphospho)-[mRNA] hydrolase activity; DNA-binding transcription factor activity. NCBI's taxonomy places the organism in Eukaryota, Fungi, Kickxellomycota, Kickxellomycetes, Kickxellales, Kickxellaceae. The record is from RefSeq and is a predicted model, not a curated record. The coding region runs from base 456 to 1598 and encodes 380 amino acids. Gene Ontology annotation, cellular component: P-body; cytoplasm. Gene Ontology annotation, biological process: deadenylation-dependent decapping of nuclear-transcribed mRNA; regulation of DNA-templated transcription; nuclear-transcribed mRNA catabolic process, nonsense-mediated decay. The transcript has 3 exons.